Messenger RNA from Aegilops tauschii subsp. strangulata, 2576 nucleotides. RefSeq names its product probable galacturonosyltransferase 13. NCBI's taxonomy places the organism in Eukaryota, Viridiplantae, Streptophyta, Magnoliopsida, Poales, Poaceae. The record is from RefSeq and is a predicted model, not a curated record. Gene Ontology annotation, molecular function: polygalacturonate 4-alpha-galacturonosyltransferase activity.
AACUCGUCGUGCAUUCGGGUUUGAGUUUGAGCCAACCAAACCACGACCCGAUCUGACUCCCCAUUCUCCCCUCUCCUGUUCAUCCAUCGGGUCAAAUCAAAUCCCCUCCCUCCUCCCUCCCCUAAUCCCCCAAUCUCGAGCUCACCCACCCACCAAGAAGCUCAGAUCAUCAUCAAACCCCUCCCGCACUCCGUCUCCACUCCUCGCGGCGGCAAGCGAGCGCGCGCGCGCAGAGCCAUCGGAGCCCCGAUUCGGCCUCUGGGGUGUCCAGGAAACAGGGGGAAUCAAGAAACCCUCCCCCCUUGCGAGGACCGGGGAUCGAUCGCUUGGCGGAUUGCUGUUGCCUCCCCGCGCACGCCAAUGCCGGAUCCGGCCGGGCCGGCGGCCGCGUCCUCCUCCCCCUCCUCCUGCCCCGGGCUGCCGUCAUGGCGUCUCUGAAUCUCGCGGCCUGCCGCGGCCCCCGCCGAUGCUCGCUGGAUUCUUUGCCGAGGACGGAGCAGGAGCCGCAGCCGGCGGCGACGAGGAGCGACGAUGCAGAUCCGGCUCUCGCCGAGCAUGAGGAGCAUCACCAUCUCCAGUAGCAAUGGGCUGCUAGACUUGAUGAAGCUCAAGACCGCCGCGCGCCACUUCUCGUACCGGACCGUCUUCCACACCGUCCUCAUCCUCGCCUUUCUCCUUCCCUUCGUCUUUAUUCUCACCGCUGUCAUGACCCUUGAGGGCUUCAACAAGUGCUCCUCCCUAGAUUGUCUGGGCAGACGGUUAGGUCCACGUCUUCUCGGUAGGGGUGAAGAUGGCUCCAUGAGGCUUGUAAGAGAUCUGUAUAGGAUGCUUGAUGAAAUAAACUCGGAGGAUGCUCCUGUUGAUCUAAAAGUGGCAGAAUCUUUUGAUGAUUUCAUCUGGGAUACUAAGAAUAAUGAUUAUGAUUUGAAGUCAUUUGCUUUGAGGCUGAAGGCCACGAUGGAGACCAUGGAUAAGGAACUGAGAUCAUCCAGGUUAUCAGAGCAGCUAAACAAACAUUAUGCAGCAAUCGCAAUUCCUAAAGGCCUUUACUGCCUUUCAUUGCGUCUAACUGACGUAUACUCCUCAAAUGCCCUUGCGAGGAAACAGCUGCCACCCCCUGAGUUGGUCCCGCGUCUUUCCGACAACUCCUAUUUCCACUUUGUUUUAGCGUCAGACAACAUCCUUGCAGCUUCGGUUGUGGUCAGAUCAACAGUUAGAUCAGCAUUGAAGCCUGAGAGGAUAGUCUUUCAUAUCAUUACUGACAAGAAGACCUAUCCUGCCAUGCAUUCAUGGUUUGCAUUGAAUCCUCUUUAUCCUGCCAUUAUUGAGGUGAAGGGUGUCCACCAAUUUGAAUGGUUGACGAAAGAAAAUGGUCCAGUUCUUGAAGCUAUAGAAAUUCAGCACAUUGCCAGAAGUCGUUACCAUGGAAAUCACCUUGCAAGAACCACUGCAGGUGACAGCCCAAGAGUUUUUGCAGCCAAGCUGCAGGCAGGAAGUCCAACAUAUACUUCUGUGCUCAAUCAUAUUCGUAUAUACUUGCCUGAGUUAUUCCCAAGCCUCAGCAAGGUUGUAUUUCUUGAUGAUGAUGUUGUUGUCCAACGUGACCUGUCAUCACUUUGGGAUAUUGAUCUAGCUGGGAAGGUAAAUGGAGCUGUUGAGACUUGCAGGGGUGGAGAUAGUUGGGUGAUGUCUAAGAGGUUCAGGAAUUAUUUUAACUUCUCUCAUCCACUCAUUGCCACCAACUUUGAUCCAUUGGAGUGUGCGUGGGCGUAUGGCAUGAACAUUUUUGACCUUGCUGCAUGGAGGAAGACAACCAUUAAAGAUAAAUACCACCAUUGGGUCAAGGAGAAUCUGAAGUCAAACUUCACGCUUUGGAGGCUUGGAACUCUGCCACCUGGCCUUAUAGCAUUUAAAGGCCAUGUUCAUCCGAUUGAUCCAUCGUGGCACCUUUUAGGUUUGGGGUAUCAGGAGAAGACAGAUAUCUCUAGUGUUCGGAAAGCAGCAGUUAUACAUUACAAUGGACAAAGUAAACCAUGGCUUGACAUUGGUUUUAAACAUCUCCAACCAUUUUGGACGAAACAUGUGAACUACUCGAAUGAAUUUGUAAGGAACUGUCAUAUAAUGGAGCCUCAGUUGUAGAUUGGCGAGACAAAAGAUUCAACAAAUAAAGGCGUAAAUUAAGUGGAAUUAAAUUCGUUAUUUUGGAGACCGGCAUCGAAGGGUAUCCAGGGAAUGGACAUAAUUGGUUACAUGUGCAGAUGCAGCAUAUUCGAUGAAUAGAAAGGAAUGUUUUGUUCCCAUUUACACGAGGAUCCCUUUCCUUUUGUUUAUUCCAUUUGUAUCAUAGCUCAUGAAAUUACACUAUUGUUUAGGAUGGUUCUUUUGUACUUGAUGGAGUAUUAUAAAUUGCCUAAUUUGGCAGAGUUGAUGAUAGUCCCAUCAGUACUGUAAUUGCUGGAGAGUGAGUAUACAGUUCACCAUGUGAAGAGGGUCAAAUUUUGAUUUUGCAAAAAACAUCCCUGUACAUUUUGCACCCAGUCUUUCUAAUAUAUUUAUGGUGAUCAUCUCAAAUGAAA